Molecule: messenger RNA, 2019 nt
Organism: Seriola dumerili (greater amberjack)
Lineage: Eukaryota; Metazoa; Chordata; Actinopteri; Carangiformes; Carangidae
Product: actin-binding LIM protein 3-like
Exons: 22
Biological process (GO): cilium assembly; cytoskeleton organization; lamellipodium assembly
Cellular component (GO): stress fiber; actin cytoskeleton
Molecular function (GO): actin filament binding
Source: RefSeq, a predicted model, not a curated record
CUCUCCAGCCGUGGAAAUUCACCCAUCUUGUGCGAGCGCUGUGGGGAGGUUUGUCGUGGGGAGGUGGUGCGCGUCAAGAACACGCACUUCCACGUUCACUGCUUCACCUGCCAAGUGUGCGGCUGUGACUUGGUGCACUCGGGUUUCUUCCAUCACUCUGGAGAGUACAUCUGUACCGAGGACUACCAGCGGCUCUAUGGGACCCAGUGUGACAGCUGUGAGCAGUACAUCACUGGAGAGGUGGUGUCUGCCCUGGGGAGGACGUACCACCCACACUGCUUCGUCUGCAGCGUCUGCAGGAGUCCGUUCCCAAUCGGCGACAGGGUGACCUUCUGUGGGAAGAAGUGUGUGUGUCAGCAGUGCUCACACUCUCUGAACAGCGACAAGCCCGUCAAGGUCCACGGACCAAGCUACUGUGCAGGCUGUGGCGAGGAGAUCAAACAGGGUCAGUCUCUGCUGGCUCUGGAGAGACAGUGGCACGUCAGUUGUUUUAAAUGCCGAACGUGCGGCUGUGCGCUCACUGGAGAGUACAUCAGCAAGGAUGGGAAACCUUACUGUGAGACCGACUACCACACACAGUUUGGGAUCAGGUGUGAGGGCUGUAACAGGUACAUCAGCGGCAGAGUCCUUGAAGCUGGAGGGAAGCAUUACCACCCCACCUGUGCCAGGUGUGCCCGCUGUCACAUGAUGUUCCUGGAAGGAGAGGAGAUGUACCUCACAGGUUCAGAGGUUUGGCACCCCAUGUGUAAAGAAGCAGCUCGGCUGGAGAGAAAACUGAGGCUGAGACGUACCUCUGAGACGGCGUCCAUUUCUCCUCCAGGCUCCUCGCCUCUCCUCGGAUCUCCUCACCGGCUCAUCUGUUCCAAGGCUGACGGUGAUGUUUUGGACUAUAAGCAGCUGGCGGCUCUGCCCAGGGUCAAAGCCAUAUAUGACAUCCAGCGGCCUGACAUCAUCCCUUAUCAGGCCGACCAUGCGCACACACACCUCACAGACGACGCUCUUGAGCGAUACAGCUGUGGACAGUCAUUGAGCUCCUUAUCGCCGUACUCUCAUGAUGUUUUGGACGGCGUGGAGCUGAGAACGAGGCGUUCCUCCAGCUCAGCCUUCACCGACUCCCCUGCACACAGCCGCCACGGAGGAUCCCCACUGCAUUAUUAUCUCCCCGGCAGUGAGAGUGGCAGGAGUUCACCCUAUUACAGUCAGCCAGAGCCCAGGUGUGCUACACCCACCACCACCCUCCAAGCCCCCAAGCAUUUCCAUGUGCCAGCUUCUGAGGAAACCAACAUCUACAGGAAACCCCCCAUCUAUAAGAGACAUGACGUCUCUGCCUCGCCAACAGCCAAUAAGAGUAAAACCAACGAGAAUCUCAUCAACUCCAGUCGCCUUUCCUCCUCCAACUGUAACAGCAUUUAUCACCCGGGCUCCAACUACUACCCUUAUACUGGCUCUCCAAAAGUCUCCAGAGUGAGGAGGUUUUCAUCUGGAGGAGAGGAGGAUGGAUGGAACCACAAUAUCAACAAGGGAAUUGGCAGGAUGAUCCUGAAGGAGGAGAUGAAGGCGCGGUCAGGUUGCCACGACAAUGACCAGUGGGGGAGCAGACGCAGUUCCCGCUGUAGCAGCAAGGAGGCGCUGAACAAUGUGGGCUACAGCUCCCUUAAUGGCUCUCCCCGGUCCGUCUACAGCGCAGACAACUCGUACAUUGCGAAAUCGGCCUCGUUGCCAGGCUAUGGUAGAAAUGGACUAAACAGGCCUGGAAGUGCUGGUGCAGAUUAUUACCAGUAUGACAGCAGUAAUGCAGUUAAUUGGCAGAUCAGAGAAUACAAGAUCUACCCAUAUGAAGCCCUAGUGGUGUCCGUCAGAGGGCAGCAGCGUCUCCCUGGCGACGUGGACCGAGCCAGGCUGGAGCGUCACCUCUCACCAGAGGAGUUCUACAGAGUCUUUGGCAUGUCCAUGUCUGCCUUCGACCGUCUUGCUCAGUGGAAAAAGAACGAACUUAAGAAACAGGUCCGACUCUUUUGA